AGGUAUGCGCUAAGCAAUGGCAGACAAGGAAGAAACAUCUGGAGGAGAGCAAGAUGACAUCUCGUUCCUGAGAACGGGAGACAUCGUGUGCCUCUCAUGUAUAGCGUCCCAUAAUCGAGAUGGCGUGCUCGGAUCCGAACGAGUAUGCUUGUGCACAGAAGGUUUUGGAAACCGAAUGUGCACACUGGAAAAUGUGUCCGAUAGGGACAUUCCACCUGAUAUAGCCAUAUGUAUGCUCUACAUUGAUAAUGCGUUAUCCAUGAGAGCACUCCAAGAAAUGAUGUCUGCCGACUCGGAACAUAAAUCUGCCUCUGGCGCUGGCGGACAUAAAACUCUGCUUUAUGGUCAUGCUGUUCAGUUGAAACAUGUGCAGAGUGAAAUGUAUCUUGCCUGCCUCUCAUCGUGUUCGUCGAACGACAAAUUGGCAUUUGACGUAGGUGUACAAGAAACGAACGAAGGAGAAGCAUGUUGGUGGACGAUUCACCCUGCGUCCAAGCAACGAUCGGAAGGAGAAAAAGUCCGCGUAGGCGAUGAUGUCAUCCUUGUCAGCGUUGCCACCGAGCGCUAUUUGCACAUGGCCUACAGUAAGGGAUAUAUGGUCAUUGCGUCGUUCCAUCAAACUUUGUGGAAUAUUCAGAGUGUGAGCUCAGGAAGUGUACGCACGAGGAAUAUGGGUUAUGUUUUCGGAAAUGACGUGAUGCGACUUUUUCACGGCAACGAUGAAUGUUUGACAAUCCCGGAAAACUGGAGUGAACACCCACAACACAACAUGGUUAUCUAUGAAGGGGGUGCAGCUGUGAAUCAGGCCAGAUCCCUAUGGCGAAUCGAGUUGAUUCGAAUGAAAUGGCACGGUGCAAUGGUUGGAUGGGAGCAAUUGUUUAGAAUUAAACAUAUCACAAGUGGACGGUACCUUGGAGUUCUAGAAAACGCUGUCCAACUAUAUCACAAAGACAAAGCUGAUUUUGAUCUUACCGCCUUUGUCAUGUGCCAAAACAAGGAUCCCAAAAAGCAAAUGUUGGAGGAAAAAGAAGAAGAGGGCAUGGGCACACCGUCGAUCCAAUACGGUGAAACCAAUGCGUUCUUACAGCACGUAAAGACCCAGCUAUGGAUGUCAUAUCAGACAUCUGAAGUGACCAAGAAAGGAUUGGGAAAGGUAGAAGAGAAGAAAGCCGUGGCUCUGAAGGACGGUCAUAUGGACGACUGCUACACGUUCUUUAUGGCCCUAGAAGAGGAGUCGAAAUCAGCUCGAGUUAUCAGAAAAUGUUCCAGCGUAUUGAAUCGUUUCUUGAAAGGUAUUGAUGCUCUUCAAAAUGAGGGACAACAAGCGCAGGACUGGGCAAGAGUUGAUCUUAAUGAGGUGUUGAAGCUUAUGGAAGAUCUGAUUGAAUACUUCUCACAACCUGAGGAUGAGCAAGAUUUCGAAGAGAAGCAAAACCGUUUGCGAGCCCUACGAUCAAGGCAAGAUCUGUUCCAAGAGGAAGGAGUGCUUAAUAUGAUUCUUGACACCAUCGACAAAUUCUCGCAAAUGGAAGCACUACCAGAUUUUGCCGGCCUUAUCGGAGAGGAGACUCAUGAAAUGUGGGAAGAAAUUGCGACCUAUCUGUACCUAUUGGUAGCAGCCAUGAUCAAAGGAAACCACUAUAAUUGCGCACAGUUCGCUGCAGCGCAAAGAUUGGACUGGCUUUUCGGACGUUUGAGUAACCCGCAGUCAGCUGAAGGAAUCCUGGAUGUUUUGUACUGUGUGUUGACCGAAUCUCCAGAAGCCUUGAAUAUGAUUAACGAAGGGCAUAUUCGUUCUGUGAUAUCACUUUUGGAGAAAGUUGGACGAGAUCCAAAGGUCUUGGAUGUGUUGUCAUCAUUAUGCGAAGGAAAUGGUAUGGCUGUCAGGAGCAGUCAAAAUCUUAUUACCGAAUAUCUGCUACCUGGAAAAGAUCUCUUACUACAAACAGCCAUGCGGGAUCACGUUAGCAGCAUGAUGCCAAAUGUACUGGUUGGCGUAGUGGAAGGAUCAGCACUCUUCCGACGAUGGUAUUUUGAAGCUGAAGUUGAACAUAUCGAGAAAAUGACCAAGGAGGACCCGUAUCUGCGAAUAGGCUGGGCCAAUAGCAGUGGCUUCAAACCUUUCCCAGGAUCUGGUGAUAAAUGGGGCUGCAACGGCAUUGGCGAUGACUUUUACUCAUACGGUUUUGACGGACAACAGGUAUUUUUUGCUGGAAAGGGACGAGUAGUCCACCCGCGAAAAUUAGAGAAAGGCGACGUAGUUGGAUGUGCAUUAGAUCUGAAUGUACCGGAGAUUAGAUUCACCGUUAACGGACGUGAUAUCGGUGCAAGCUUCAGAAAUUUCAAUAUCGACGGGUAUUUCUUCCCUGUGAUGUCUUUGAGUGCCAAAGUGAGACUUCUCAAAGCUAUUGCUCUUUCUUACAGCUGUCGCUUUAUAUUCGGAGGUGAUCAGGGUCGACUCCGAUUUGGACCACCUGGCGGAUUUUCGGCUGUAGUGGAAGCAGUAAGCGGAGAGCUCCAGAUUUCUGAUUGCCUAUCAUUUGGUGAACUACCAAAGAAUAUCUAUUGCGGUCCACAUACAAUAUUUUCGAGUAUUGAGCCUUUUGUACCACAGCCAGUGGAUAUCAGCAAUACCGUGCUAAGUCACCAUGCAAACGAGAUUCAUCCGAAGUUUGCUGAAAAUCUACAUGAACUAUGGGCUAUGAGGAAAAUAGAGCUUGGCUGGAGCUAUGGCGAGACUCGUUCCGAAGCACAACGAAAGCAUCCAUGCCUGACUUCGUUCGAUAAUCUGCCGCAGACUGAAAAGCAGUACAAUAUCAAUCUGGCACUGGAUACCAUGAAAACAAUCGAAGCUUUGGGUUAUCAUCUGAUCACCGACGACCCUCCGACGAGGCUUAGACCAGUGAGACUGGCACAGAACUUCGUGCAGUCGAACGGCUACAAGCCUCAGCCUUUGGAUACACAUGAGAUCACACUACCUGACGAACUGAAUCCGCUGAUAGAGGCUUUGGCCAAGAACACCCACAAUGUAUGGGCGAGAGAGAAAAUCAAGAGAGGAUGGACAUUUGGCCUAAAUGAAUUUGUCGACUCAACCCAGAAGCGGUCACCACACCUUGUUCCAUAUGAAGAAGUUGACAACAGGAUCAAGGAAGCGAAUAGGGAAUCGGCGGCUGAAAACCUACGAGCCUUGCAAUUAUUCGGUAUAUUUGUCGAACCACCAGCGCAUGAACAUGAUGAAUAUGCCGAAAAAGAGAUGCAUGCCCGUAAGGAUAUAACACGAACGUAUCGAGCAGAGGCCACAUAUGCUGUCACCACAGGAAAAUGGUACUUUGAGUUCGAUGUCCUGACAGCUGGCUUCAUGAAAAUUGGUUGGAUGGAUGUUGGUGCCUCACCGGAUAUCCAGCUUGGCAAUGAUGAUCGAGCAUAUGCAUUUGACGGGUAUUUGGGCCGGAAGUGGCAUCAAGGAGCUGAGAGCUACGGGAAGGAAUGGAAGAUCGGUGACGUUGUCGGCUGCUUCCUGGAUUUGAAUGACCGGACAAUUAGUUUCUCUCUAAAUGGAGAACUUCUUUUGGAUCCGUCCGGGUCCGAGAUGGCAUUCGACAACGUCAUGUGUGGAGACGGUUUGGUGCCAGCUAUGUCCUUAGGAAGUGGUCAAAGAGGACGAUUGAACUUUGGUCAACAAAGCAAUUCCUUGAAAUUCUUCACCACAUGUGGUCUACAAGAAGGAUACGAGCCUUUCUGCGUAAAUAUGUAUCGCUCAAUGCCGAUGUGGUUUGCAAAGCAACAAGCUCGCUUCGAAGAUAUCAGUCCCACUUCUCAACUGGACAUUUCAAGGAUCCCGGCAACUGGCAAUAGCCCACCUUGUCUGAAGCUUACGCAAAAGGCAACUCUCACCGAAGGUGGACCAUCUGAGAAAGCUACCAUGGAGUAUAUUCGUCUUUCACUGCCUGUUAAAUGCAACGAAACCUUCGUUAGAAACAACUCGUCAGAGGACGAUUCGCUAGACUAUUGGAGGGACAAAGAGGCGAUAAGAAAAACACUAACCGAUUACAAACCACCGCGAAGUAUGUCCAUGUCUGCAGCGGGUAUUCAAACACCACAAAUACCGCGGGAGUUCCAGGAUACCAAAGAUCGAAAGAAGUCGUUCAUCGGCACAAUGCUUGGGUUGAAGGACUCACGUGAGUCUGACGAAUCGAGUCGGUCGAAACAAGCUUCGUUCGAAAAUGAUACAGAUCAUGAGCCGCUAGCUCUGAGUCAACGACGUAGAAUACUCACGCUGAUGAACUACGGACUAUAUUCGUUCGAUGAAUCCGUUCUGACAUGGCUGCGUAUGGAAGGCGAAGAGCGGGACUCGUGGUUGGAUGCGAUCAGGGGCUCAUUGAAUGAAUUACCACAAGAGGAUCGUGUCGCAGCUGAGGAACGUCUGAAGGAAAUGGCAGAUCGCGAAAAACCGCAGAAAAAAGGUGGACUGUUGAGCCGACUCCGAGACACCAGUCAUUCAAGGAGAAAUAAAGACAAGGGAAAAGACGACAAAAAAUUGGGAAACCAGAAAAAUAAUUGGCGGUCAUUCGACACAACAAGUGUGGAUGCCUCUGACACGGGCGCUACUGCCCCUACAGCUGGUGUAUCAGAAAUGCCAUCAUCUGGACCUGGACGUCAGCCAACAAUUCGCAGAUCUUCCUUGAAACCUACCAAAAAGAAGAAGAAGGAUACCUCAGUAACCAUGGAGAAGCGCGGUUCUCAAGUGCCUAUCGAACUUCCUAUGGAAAUCCAGCACGAGCAUGACGCACAAGCUUUGCUUGAUAACGCUGAACAGGUCGAUGAGUACUACUAUGGAAUUCGCAUCUUUCCUGGACAAGAUCCAAGCCAAGUAUGGGUCGGUUGGGUAACAACACAGUAUCACUAUUAUUCGCCCACCUUCAAGCCUGAAAACGUUGAGAGGAGGUGUUUGUAUGUGGAAAACAUGGAAAGCGUUGAAUUCCGUAACUGUUACAUGAUGAAUGCUGCAGAGUUACUAUCACAUGUGAAUGAUGCAACAAAUACCAAGGUAUCUGGUACCCUAAUUGGUUGUAUUAUUGACACAUCAGUUGGAGAGCUCACCUUCCAAGCUUCGGGGCAAGAUACCGGCGUCAAAUUUAUGCUGGAACCUGGCGCUAUGCUAUUCCCAGCCGCCUUCUUCACUCCGACAGCCACUGAAAUUCUGCAGUUUGAGUUGGGGAGAGUUAAGUAUACCUUCCCAAUCUCGGCUGCAAUGUUCAAGUCCUGCCACAAAUCGCUGGUGCCAUUCUGUCCACCACGGCUUACUGUGGAAUCCUUGGAUCCCGUGCAUUGGGCUCGAGUGCCUAACGAGACCCUAAGGACUACAGCGUUGAAACUGAGCGAUAUAAGAGGAUGGUCAGUCCUUUGCGAUGACCCAGUAAGAAUUAUGGCUGUCUAUGUCCCAGAAAAGGAUAUAUCAUUUGACAUACUCGAGAUGAUUGAAAAACCGACAUACCUGGACUUCCAUCGGCAAACAUUGAAUCUUUACUGUAAACUAGCGAGCCAUGGCAAUCAGAAGGUGGCUCAUAUCCUCUGCGGUCAUGUAGAUGAGGAUCAAAUUAUGUAUGCUGUCAAAAGUCAUUACUUAUCGGGACCCAUGCGACAGGGUUUUCACGACCUUCUUAUUGCUCUCCAUCUUGAUUCCCAUGCCACAGCUCGUCAGUCGAUGAGAAGAGAAUAUGUGAUUCCGCUAUGUGAACAGCUACACAAUGAAAACGUCUUCGAUCCGGAUACUGAGACCAGAUUCCCUCAAAUCAUGGGUGAAACAUAUUCCAUGCUUCCGGUAAUGGUUGCAGAACCUGUAAAAUCAAGCUUUACUCGAGAAGAGGAAAUGAAGCUGCUGCCACCCGCAAUCAACUUUGACGCUCUAAAAGCACAUGUCAUGACCGCUAUGGAAACUGCUACUAAACACGCUGUGAUGAACUGUCGUGACCUCAUUGGUGGCGACGACCGCAAUCAUUUUGAGCCACUUCUGAAGCUUUUUGACUCUUUGCUCGUCAUUGGUCUAAUAGAUGAUCCCGAACUGGAAGCGAUCUUGAAGCUCAUACAUCCGGCUGCAUUUGACCCGACUUAUGAGCCAGGUACCACCAAUAAGGGUUUAACUGAGAUCGAAUUGUCCGAGCCUGUGAAGGUUCAGCUUGUUAAUAUCAUUGAUCACCUCUGUGAUAUACAGCUUCGACAUCGCAUCGAGUCCCUGAUAGGCUUUUCUGAAGGAUUUGUUGCAGAAUUACAGCAAGAUCAGUGCAAACGUUACAUGGAUAUCAAACAAACGGAUAUGCCACCGGCUGAGGCUGCCAAAAGAACUAAAGAGUUCCGUUGUCCACCGAAAGAACAGAUGUUCCGCCUGCUACAAUGCAAAGUCGUAAAAGACGAAGAGGCCGAUAUUCUAGAGGAUGAUGUGGAGUACGAUCAAUGCCCAAUGGCUGAGAAUUUGCAGGAGCAAUUACGAGAUUUCUGCGCGCUGCUUGUUGCAAAGAUCGGAAAUACGGAUGAAGUAGAAGACGAUGAGCGGCAAAGUCUCAUUGAGGCAGAAGAUGGCUCAUGGGUUGACUCGUUAGCCCGUCUGGUGGUAGCCGUUCCACCUCCUCCACCUCCAGACGAGAAAGUCCUGGCAACAAAGAAAGGGACUAGAAAUUUCAGAGACAUGGUGGUUAAUAUGCUUCGAGACUGGGCAUUAGGAGCCUUUAUCGAAAGCAAUGAACUGAUUCGUAAAAUGUUUCACCUGUUGUUGAGGCAGUACUCCGGAAUCCGAGAAUUGCAAGAAGCCAUGGAACAGACAUAUGUCUUGCAUGAGCGGAAUAACCUGGAUGUGCAAGACUUCAUCAUCUACCUGAUCCAGAUACGAGAAUUGCUUACUGUCCAGUUCGAACACACUGAAGAAGCAAUUCUGAAGAGAGGACUAUGGAAGCUAAUGAACAAUCGUAUUUUCUUCCAACAUCCCGAUCUCAUGCGUUUGCUAUCAGUCCAUGAGAAUGUGAUGUCUAUAAUGAUGAACAUCUUGACAGCUCAACAAGGCGCUGUCGAACAUGAAGGAGAAGAGCUUAAAGAGAAAGCACCUGUCAAGGACUCUUCCGAAAUGGUGGUUGCAUGCUCCAGAUUCCUUUGCUACUUCUGCCGCACAUCAAGGCAGAAUCAAAAAGCAAUGUUUGAGCAUCUCUCCUUCCUCUUAGACAAUGCCACUAUGCUCCUGGCUAGGCCAAGUCUGAGAGGCUCAGUUCCUCUUGAUGUAGCUUAUUCAUCCUUCAUGGACAAUAAUGAAUUGGCUCUGGCACUGAAAGAGGAAGAGUUGGACAAAGUAGCCGUAUACUUAUCGAGAUGCGGACUUCAACCAAACUCCGAGUUGACUGCUAAGGGUUACCCAGACUUGGGAUGGGAUCCAGUCGAAGGAGAAAGAUACAUUGACUUCCUUCGCUUCUGCGUCUGGAUAAACGGCGAAAACGUCGAAGAAAAUGCUAACCUUGUAAUUCGACUGCUAAUUAGACGCCCCGAAUGCCUUGGUGUUGCGCUGAAAGGCGAGGGUCAGGGACUGUUUGCUGCUUUUAAGGAAGCCAUCGCACUUUCCGAAGACAUUCGUCUUCUAGAGGAAGAGGGAGAGAACGCUACGAUGUUCAAAAGUGGACUGCUAGGAGAAUCACCAUCCUACCCCUCAAAAGAGGCAGAGGGUGAAGAUUACCUCGAUUUUGGAGCUGCAACCCUUGAUUUCUAUUCUUCCUUGGUGGAUCUGUUGGCAAAAUGCGCACCUGAUCCAAUGGCCAUCCAGGCCGGAAAAGGCGAUUCACUCCGAGCGCGAGCCAUCUUGAGAUCUCUGAUUUCUCUCGAUGACCUGGGACAAAUUCUGAGUCUCAGAUUCACCAUACCAAAUCUCGCGUUGCCAACGACUGAUGUUCGCCGUCGAUCAUUCGCUAACUCUCAUCAGCAUAACGUUGGGAUAACCCAUUCCUUCGCUCAUGUCGUGGCUUCGCAUUCCGCGAAUCGCGAUCGCCAGCAGUUGCUACAGAAUUCGACGUCGACUUACUAUGGGCGGCUGUCGCAGCUUCGUGAAGAGGAAUCGGACACCGAGUCAGAUUAUGGAUCAGUGAAAAGCUCGCUGGAUGAGCUGGAGUCGAAAAGCAGCGAUCGAGCAACGAUGCCCAUCGGGGCGACAGCGUCAUUGGAGAGAUCUGGCAGCAAAAGGAGCAAAUGCAGUGAUAUGGAGUAUAAUGGCCCAUUACCUGGAUUGUUGCCAAAUCACAAAGGAUCCGUGCUCUUAUUCCUGGAUCGAGUAUACGGUAUCGACUCGCAAGAUAUGCUGUUCCAUUUCCUAGAACAGAGCUUUUUACCUGAUCUCCGUGCUGCGACAAUGAUGGACUCGCCGAGAGCACUUGAAUCUGACACAGCGUUGGCCCUAAAUCGUUACCUUUGCAAUGCUGUUCUUCCUUUGCUGACUAACCAUUCCCACUUCUUCGCCGAUGCCGAACAUUAUGCGGCUCUGCUGGAUGCGACUGUCCAUACUGUAUAUCGCAUGAAUCGUUUGAAGUCUUUGACGAAGAACCAACGAGAAGCUGUCUCUGACUUCUUAGUGGCGAUUACUAGAGAGAUUCCACCAGGAAUGAUGGUCAAGCUGCUUAGAAAAGUCAUCGUGGAUAUCCAACAAAUCAGCGACAUGACUAUUCUGGUGCCAUUGAGGCUGAUAACGCUGCACUAUGAACGUUGCGGAAAGUACUAUGGUAAUGGAAAUCAGUACGGUGUAGCUACUGAGGUUGAGAAGCGCUUGUCUAUGUUGUUGUUCUAUGCAAUCUUUGACUCUUUGGGUAGCCGACCGUACGACCCGGAUUUGUUCGGAAAGGCGCUACCAUGUUUGACCGCUAUCGGAUCAGCUAUCUCGCCCGAUUAUACUUUGACUGUGGGUGUGGAGGAAGCGGCAAGACUAAAGGAUCCUAUGGACGACGGAGCCUGGAUACCAAAGACGGUAGACAUCUCGCGCAUCGACCUUCCAAGAGAUCUACAAGUAAUGACUGACGCUUUCGCUGAACAUUUCCAUGAUUCGUGGGCCACAAGGAAGCUUGAAAAAGGCUGGACUCAUGGAGAUUUCUACUCUCGACAGCAACUCACACAUCCACGUCUCAAGCCUUUUGGAAUGCUGAAAGAUUUUGAGAAAGCCUUCUACAAGGAGCGUUGCUCGGAGUGUCUGAAAGCUCUUGUAGCCUGGGGUUAUGGAUUCGAGUUGGCUGACCGCGAUGCUGCCGACAGAGCUGCCAGUGCCCAUACACCAUCGGGCACUUCGAUACAGAAUUUUGCUCCAAAGCCUGUUGAUCUGUCGAGCAUGACAUUGGAGAAGGAUAUGGUCGGUGCUGGAGAAAAAAUGGCGGAGCACUCCCACUUGAUCUGGGCGAAAAAGAUGUGGUCCGAGCUUAACACCAAUGGCGGAUUUUUACCCACAGCUCUUGUGCCAUGGGAUCUCUUGACAGACUUUGAACGUCGAAAAGACCGUUUCCGCGCAACUGAGAUCUUAAAAUUCUUACAAUAUCAUGGCUAUCAUGUGAUUAGUCCGCAAGUGGAGCAGAACUUGGAAAGAAAGAAUGAGGUAGAACGUUCGUCAGUAGAGAAAAGAUUUGCCUACAAUCUUUUGGAAAAACUCAUUCAAUACCUUGAACAAGCGAGUCUGAAGAUGAAGUCCAUCAAACCUAGUCAAGAGCUCACCAGAAGAAAUACGUUCAGAAAAGAAGGGCAGGACGUGAAAUUCUUCGAAAAAGUCGUUCUGCCUCUGAUGCAUGCCUACUUCAAUGCCCAUAAAAAUUACUUCCUAGAAGGGUCCAGCAUUGUACAGACGGGUACAGCCAGUAAUCGUGAGAAAGAGAUGGUUGCCAAUCUGUUCUGCCGUCUAGCCUCACUACUUCGAAUCAAAAAUCGUGCUUUCGGAAGCGUAGCGAAGAUUACGGUGAAAUGCCUGCAGGGACUUACGCAAGCGUUGGAUCUCAGAACUUUGGUCAAGGUUAACUCUGACAUUGUUCGUACGUCGCUGCUUACGUUCUUCAACAAUUGCGCUGAUGAUCUUUUCGCAGCAGUUAAAGAACUCAAGGAAAAUGGGCAAUACUCACUUAUUCGUGGGCAAAACCUGAGAUCGUGGAUUUCCCUAGAAUUUGCCCAUCAAAUGAUCAUCCCUGUACUUACGACAAUGUUUGGACAUCUUGCACGUAAUCACUUUGGAACAGAUCUUUUGUUGGAUGACAUCCAAGCGGCAUGUUACAAGAUCCUGGACUCGUUGUAUAUGGUUACUGGGUUAUCAUCUACUGCAGCACAGAGAAAAAGCAUUGGAUUUGAAACUGACAAGCAUCGUCCCGGACUUGGCCAAUGUCUUUCGGCGUUCGCCUCGUGCUUCCCCAUAGCCUUCCUUGAGCCUGAGUUCAACAAAAAUAACAAGUACUCAGUUUUGGCUAAAUCCCAGGAGCAGUCGGUGCAAGUGCAAGAAAUGCUGCAAAAUCUAUCUACUCAUAUCCCACACAUCGAAAAGUUGCUCUCGGAUAUUGAACAGGUUGCCAAUAAUGGAGUAAUGUACGCCGAACAACCGAACAUCUACGAUGUGGACCUACCCCUAAUGUGCUCAUACCUCGCUUAUUGGUUCAACGUCGGCCCGGAUAGUCGCAAAAACGAAAAGGGCGCCGAUGAAAAGGAACAUCGUCAAACGCUUCCGAUGACUUCGGUUAACGCUGACCAUCUGAACAGAAUCUUCUGCGCACUGUUGAGAAUGGUACGGAACCAUAUUGGUGUCGAGAAUGCGCCUUGGUUGUGCCGAACAAACUUCUUUGCUGUGCAAAUCAUUCAAAAUGUCACCUGCGAUCCUGUGAAGGAUUAUGUGCUCCCAAUUGCCGAACGACUUCGCAGAAUGAGUGAGAAAGCAUUCCGAGAAGAAGAACAUAUGCGAACGCAUCCGGACGAUGCCGAUGAAGGCACUGUAGCUGAGGACAACGCAAGGCUUGUGAGAGACACCUAUGCUUACUUCCCCAUCCUGAUGAAGUACACUGAUCUUCAUCGUGCACAAUGGUUGAAGGCUCCAUCUUGGGAAACCGAUGGCGUUUACGAAAAUGUUGCCGUUAUUUUCCGCAUAUGGAGUCAAAGCCAACAUUUCAAGCGAGAGGAGCUGAACUACAUGGCACAAUUCGAAGAAGACGCAUCUAUGGUUGGCGGAGAAGUGAAGACCGGCAAAGCGGCGAUUGCAGAAAGAAAGAAGAAGCGACGAGAAGGCCAGGUGAAGAAGGACAAGCAUGCGAACAGCAUCGUCAUAGCCUGUUUGAAGAGGCUAUUACCAGUUGGACUGAAUGUUUUCGGUGGAAGAGAACUAGACAUCGUUCAACAAUCAAAAGAGAGAUUCCUGCAGAAGGAGCCUGAGGAUAAAAUUCGAGAAUUCAUCAAAGGAUUACUCGAGAUUCCUAUAAAGACUGAUCCCACGGAUAAAAAUGCAUGGCAAUUGUCCCUGUAUCGAAAAAUUGGCAAAAGUCAGAUGAGAGGAAAGAACGAAAUGACACAAGAUGCGAUUAUAGAAAAGAUUUUCAAUAUGGGGCAAGUAUCCGCCAUAUUGCAUACGACGGAGCAUCCGCAACAGCAACUUUCACAAGCUUGGAAAAAAGUCGUCUCCACGCAGCGAAAACGUGCAGUGGUUGCGUGCUUCCGUAUGGUGCCAUUGUAUGGGAUACCAAGACAUCGUGGCAUCAACUUCUUUUUGCCAGCAUUCUCCCACUUAUGGCUACAAGAGGAAGAUGUGGGACAGGAUAAGCUGAUUGCGGAUCUGGUGGCCGGAACGGAAGAGGAAGACACACCUCGUAUUGAACUUGUGCUAGAAGAAGGUGUUCUGGUACAGGAGGAAAGUAAAGAGAAUGAGUGUCCUGAUCCACUGAAACAGUUGAUCUGUUGCUUCCAACGUGCUGCCACAAGUGAGGAGAGUCAAGCACAAACCAUUCACGACGACUCUUUGUACAUACGUUUCGCUGACGUUAUGGCUCAAUCUAUCCAUAUUGAGGAAGAGGACGACGAUGAAGAUGCGGAGAUAGAUCAGGCGGAGAAAGAAGAGCAAUCGCAAACCCUUCGUGCCGAACAAGGAGUUCUUGCCGAUCGUGGAGCAGCCAUCAUGUGUUUGAUGUACUUGUCGGCUAGCAAUGGUGAACCGAAUGAGAUGGUGGCAAAAACUCUUGAACUUGGCAUUCAUCUACUAUCUGGAGGAAAUGUGGAUAUCCAGCGGUUGUUGAUCGAGUAUCUCCAACUGAAGAAAGACGUUCGAUUCUUCACAUCAUUAGCUGGGCUGAUGAACAAAUGUUCAGUACUGAACCUAGAGAUGUUUGAGCGUCAGAUAAAGGCUGAAGGACUGGGAAUGGGAGCAGAACUGGCAUCUGGUGAUAAUCAAAAUCUCAACGAUGCCGAGUUCACCUGCUCGCUGUUCCGAUUCUUACAGCUGACCUGCGAGGGCCAUAACCUUGAUUUCCAAAACUAUCUUCGCACACAACCUGGGCAUACCACCAGUGUCAACCUUAUCAACUGCACUGUCGAUUACCUUCUAAGGCUACAGGAAUCUGUUAUGGACUUUUAUUGGCAUUAUUCUAGCAAGGAGGUAAUCGACGAAGGUGGUAAGGAAUAUUUCCUCAGAGCAAUCCAAGUCUGCAGUCAAGUGUUCAAUACCCUAACCGAAAGCAUUCAGGGACCAUGUGUCGGUAAUCAAAUGACGUUGGCGAAUUCCCGUUUGUGGGAUGCCAUCAAUGGUUUCUUCUUCCUGUUCGCUCAUAUGAUGGAAAAACUUUACCGAAAUUCUACCCAACUAGAACUUUUACGAGAGUUCCUCAACUUACAAAAGGAUAUGAUCGUGCUGAUGCUGUCUAUGCUGGAAGGAAACGUACUAAAUGGACCGAUUGGAAAACAAAUGGUGGACGCAUUGGUGGAAUCUCAACCGUCCGUAGAGAAAAUUUUGAAGUUUUCGGAUAUGUUCUUGAAACUGAAGGAUCUCACAACAUCGCAGGCGUUCCAGGACUUUGAUACAAAUCGCGAUGGAUGGAUCAGUCCAAAAGAGUUCCAGAGAGCCAUGGAGAGUCAGAAGAUGUAUACUGUUGAAGAUAUCACGUAUCUGAUGAUGUGCACCGAUGUGAACAACGAUGGAAAGGUGGAUUAUAUGGAGUUCACCGAAAGAUUCCAUAAUCCUGCUCGAGAAAUCGGUUUCAACUUGGCUGUGCUGCUGACGAACCUCAAAGAGCACAUCACUAACGAUCCUAGAUUGGAAAAAAUCAUUGAGAAGGCUCAAACAUUACUGGAAUACUUUGAUCCAUUUCUUGGAAGAAUUGAGAUUAUGGGUUCAAGCAAACGUGUCGAGAAAAUCUACUUCGAAAUCCAGGAGUCCUGGCUGGAACAAUGGGGCAAACAGCAGAUUCGCGACUCAAAGAAUUCUUUCCUUUUCAACGUGCUGCAGGAUGAUGGCGGUGAUCAAGGCAAACUUGAAGCUUUCAUCAAUUUCUGUGAAGACACGAUCUUUGAAAUGCAACAUGCGGCAGAAAUCUCUUCUGGUGAUAGUGAUUCAAAAGUAGAAAGAGCUUUGAAGCAGAGAGACUACUUCUUGCAGCAGACCAGCACGAGAGAGCAAAUCUCCGAAACAUUCAAAAGCGGCUAUCGCUAUGGACUUACAGCAGCUUCGGCAUUACGCCCUGAAAAUGUGAAACAGGCGAUAAAAAGUCUCAGCGCAAAAGCAAAACAAAUGACAUGGAUGCAGUUAAUAUGGGCAAUUCUUGUGCUCACAUACCACCUUGGAAAAGGACUGGGAUACUGUACUUACUUGCUGCUGAUGACAUUGUUCCGAUUCGCCUACUAUCUGACCACUCCAGAAAAGGAAGAUGACGGCCAUAAAGAUGAAGCAAAUGAUUUCCGAUUACGAUCGCCUUCAUACAAUCAACCGAUCUUACCGGAAUUCCAUCACACCCGAGUAGGAGUGGAUGCAUUUGGCUUGGCUGCGGAGCAACUACCGACGGGAAAUCAUGUGGCCCCUGAUAUACCGCAAAUCAUUACCGAGGAUACAGCCAGUUCGGAAGAGCCAACCACCACAUCUCCAACGAUGCCGGCUUCGCAUCCUCCAUCACCGCAUGGUAGCGUUCAUAAGGCAGCGAGUCUAUAUGAGUCCAUCGGAGCCCCGGCGUUGGCCGCUGCAGCCUCAGAAGCAGAUCUGACCGCUGGCGCCUCGUACGAGCCAAAGAUCGCUGAGCAAAAUAUUGGGCGCAGCAAAGGAUCAAUCUUGAACAUGCUUGCGAGAAAUUUCAGAGCUAUCGAGAAAACAACGCUGUACCUGGCUUUCUUCAUCAAUAUCAUCUUACUGUUCCAUAGAGUUGAUAUCAAGCAUGUGGAUGCUCAAGAGGGAGCGGAAGCAGAAGACGACGACGAUAGCACUGUUGAGACCAUAUACAUUAGUGGAAUGAUGAUACCUUAUAUAGACUAUGAAGUAACUGGAUGGGUCCUGUCACAGGUUUUGUAUUGGAUAAGCGUCUUGCAUGUUACGAUUUCUUUUGCCCUACUGGUGUCGUUCUAUCAACUGAAGAUUCCACUUAUCACUUUCAAACGUGAGAAAGAAGUGGCACGAAAAUUGAUGUUUGAUGGAUGUUGGAUCACUGAAGACGAUAACGAAGAAAGUGGAAUCGUUGAUACAUUGCUUUGGUACCUUGAUAGAAUUGUCAUCAGCUCUAAGUCCUUCCCGAUGACAUACUGGGACAAAUUCGUUAGGCGAAAGACCCGCCAGAAGUUCAAGGAUCAGGUGGAUGAGGAGACGCUUUCAUUGGUGCUUGGUGAGGAGAAGGCCGCUGGUGACACUAGCUUUGACUACAGGUACACGUGCUGGCUGUGGAUUGGCGUAAUCUUGACGAACGGACAGUUCCUCUACCGUGUGUUCUACAUGCUGUGCUCGGCUUUCGGAGUGUUCAUCUCGCCAUUCUUUUACGCCUUCCACUUGAUCGACGUCGUACUUUCUUUCCCUAUGUUAAAAGCUAUCCUGCAAUCUGUCACCCACAACUUGCAACAGCUGAUCCUUACCAUCAUGAUGACCUUGGUAGUGGUGUAUCUGUAUGCUGUACUGGCUUUCAAUUUCUUCCGCAAAUUUUACGUCCAAGAGGGUGAAGAUGGAGAGGAGCCGGAUAGGAAAUGCCAUAAUAUGCUUACAUGCUUCAUCUACCACUUCUACGCCGGUGUAAGAGCUGGUGGAGGUAUUGGUGACGAGUUGGAAGCACCAUAUGGUGAUGAACUAGAAUACCCAAGAAUGUUCUACGAUAUCUCAUUCUUCUUCUUCGUCAUUAUUAUUCUGCUAGCCAUCAUGCAAGGUUUGAUCAUCGACGCCUUCGGUGAACUUCGAGACCAGCAAGAAUCGGCUACGGAAAAGUUGGAAUCGUCGUGUUUCAUUUGCGACAUUGGCAAAGAAACAUUUGAUCGGUUGCCAAGAGGCUUUGAAAUACACGUGACAAAGGAGCACAACUUUGCUAACUACCUAUUUUUCCUACAACAUCUGGUGAACAAGGAUGACACCGAAUAUACGGGACAGGAGACCUACGUGAGAGAAAAAUAUGAUAACAGAGACUGGGACUUCUUCCCAGUAGGAGAAUGCUUCGUGAAACAAUACGAAGACCAACUAUUACAGUCAUAAUAUUUAUCAUGUGUAGAUUCAGAACAGAGCUUUUUGUGUACUUUUGCUUAUUUAGGAGUAUUAACGAGUGUAUGACAAAGUGCACAAAAGUUUAUUUUACAGGAUUCUAAGAGAAUCAUCCGAGAUUAGAAUUUGAGAUUCGAUGAGUGAUCAUUAGAUUAUAUGUAAGAAGAUCUAGCCGUAAAUGCUCAAUAAUACGCUCAUACUUGUGCACUUGCAGACGGACAAGCUUUAACUAUGACUCCAUUUUGUGCCUUCCCUUUGUGUACCUAUAUAGUUG
Messenger RNA from Cylicocyclus nassatus, 15947 nucleotides. NCBI's taxonomy places the organism in Eukaryota, Metazoa, Nematoda, Chromadorea, Rhabditida, Strongylidae. The record is from the annotation of a GenBank genome assembly.